This is a messenger RNA of Didymosphaeria variabile, 2067 nucleotides long. RefSeq lists its product as uncharacterized. Gene Ontology annotation, biological process: positive regulation of transcription by RNA polymerase II. The transcript has 3 exons. NCBI's taxonomy places the organism in Eukaryota, Fungi, Ascomycota, Dothideomycetes, Pleosporales, Didymosphaeriaceae. The record is from RefSeq and is a predicted model, not a curated record. Gene Ontology annotation, molecular function: DNA-binding transcription factor activity, RNA polymerase II-specific; transcription cis-regulatory region binding; zinc ion binding. The coding region runs from base 1 to 2067 and encodes 688 amino acids. Gene Ontology annotation, cellular component: nucleus.
AUGGCCGGCGCCAUCGCCCUGGCUAUCCAGGCAAACCAACACGCCGCCAUCGCAGAGCAGCAGAGCGGCGACCACGACAUCCAGCAGCCAGAUGCCGUCUCAGAGCACACGCCGCCCGCCCAGGCAAAGGGCAAGUCAGGCAAGUCGACCCGCACUCGCACCGGCUGCCUCACGUGCAGGGACCGCCAUCUGAAGUGUGACGAGGGCUCGCCCAGCUGCCAGAACUGCCUCAAGUCGAAUCGAGAGUGCAGAAAGGGCAUGCGCAUCAACUGGAUUGACACCCAAGUCAAGGCGCCGCCGCACCUCAUCCCGCCCACUGACAACUGGACCGUCGAGUUCAAGGACGAGUCGCGUAAAACUGCUUCCGAGUACAUAGGGGGCAUUGAGAUGUACCCAGCGCGCGGUUCAACACAUUCAAGUACUCGCAGUUUCGAGCCGACUGCCUACCAAAACACGUAUGCCCAUCAUCAUCGCAUUUCUACUUAUUCAGACAUGGCAUCUGAGUACGGCUCCCAGGGCGGCUACGCUCCGAUGAGAUCGUUCCAGAACCCCCAACAGCACCAACUCGCCCAUUCAACACCCUCAGAUGGUAUGAGCGCACAGGCCUCGGUCAACGCCUUCAUGACGCCUAACCCUGAGGACCAUCACUUGUCCCGCCCUGAUGCCCGGGAUCUGCAAGAGCUCGAUGGACCGGACUAUCUCGUCGACCAGGAGGAAGUGCUCUUUAUGCAAGUUUUCGUCGAAGAAGUCGGCAUAUGGAUGGACAGUAUGGAUGCUAAGAAACAUUUCUCUCGUCAACUUCCUUUCCACGCUCUCAAGGAACCCAUGCUCCUCAAUGCUUUUCUGGCUUCCGGUGCGAGACAUCUUGCGCUGGUUAACAAACGUUAUAGUCAAGACAGAGCACUGAAGUACUAUGACAAGGCGACGAAACACCUGUUAGACGCGCUACAGGAUCCCAACAGAGACACGGUGCUGUGUGCGACUACGGCCGUUAUCCUGAACGUUUACGAAAUCAUGGGUGAGCGCGCGCUCCAACGCAUGAACCACAUUGCUGGCGCACGAGCUCUCAUCAAGGAAUGCGGCUGGAACGCCCGAUCGAGCGGUAUCGGUGCUGCAUGCUUCUGGCUUAACGUCGGCAUGGAGCUACUCAGCUGUUUGCACUUCAAUUGGCAGGUUGCCUGGGAUCCAGAUGACUGGGGCAUCGACAUGAACCUUGAGCCCGAGACCGAAUCCGGACGUGAAGAGCUCUGGACUCAUCGUAUCGUGUACAUUGUCGCCAAAGUCUGCAACUUCCGCGCUUCGAUACCCCGAGAUGAGGAGGCUGCAAAGCAAAGUGCGCAAGCUCGCUAUGUCAAAUGGAUCGGUCUUACGGAGCUCGCUGACCGAUGGAAUACUUGCAUUCCUAGGACGAUGCAUCCCAUGGCAUAUCUCUACCCCGGACAAACACUCUCUGGCUCGUGUUUCCCAGAAGUUUGGCUUAUAAAGCGAGCCAGUAUAGUGGCACGCCUGUUUUAUCACACCUGCAUGUGCUUGCUCGCACAAAUCAACCCUCUUCAGAACUCGCAGUCUCCGGAGAUGCAUCAAAUGCUUACCGAGCAUUCGCAACUCAUCUGCGGUAUCAGCGCCCACGUCAAGGACCGUGGCGUUGCUUCUGUGGCCCUCCGCUCCCUCCACAUCGCAGCCGAGUGUCUCACCCGCCGAGAUGCUCAAGAAGAGGUCCUUACCAUCGUUGACAAGAUUCGUACGGAGACAGGUUGGCGCGUAGGCUUCAUCAACGAUGAGCUCAAAGAGAAAUGGGGAUGGAAUCAUCAGGAUCAACAGCCAGUUCAGCCGCCACAACAGCAACAGCAACAGCAGGCUUCCGCACCGCAAUUACAACCUCGGCCACGCAUGUAUCCGAUGAUGAACCCCUUGGCUGGCGCUGAUUUCAGUAAUGCUCAGCAUCCCUACCAGGAACAUUACAUACCGCCGAAUGUGAAUAUCAUGCAACAGCAGGACCUGUUGCAGCAACAUGGUGUAGCACCACAUCAUCAGCAAGCUCCGAAUAAUGCCUACCCUUACUACUAG